Molecule: messenger RNA, 948 nt
Organism: Ceratotherium simum simum (southern white rhinoceros)
Lineage: Eukaryota; Metazoa; Chordata; Mammalia; Perissodactyla; Rhinocerotidae
Source: RefSeq, a predicted model, not a curated record
AUGAGACCUCCCCAGGAGGGCACGGGUCUGGGCCCCGUCCUGGUCCUCCAGUCGCGCGUCCGAGCCUUCCGCGUGGGGCGGCGAACUUCACCUGCUGAGCCCUUUUCCUUCCUGCCCCCGCCCACACCCAGGUCUGACUGGUUUCUCUAUGACUGCUGCCUCCUCAGACACAUGGCCCUUGGCCUCUUCUGCUGUGGGGUCUCCGUCCACUUAGCAGCACUGUCCAUCUAUUCCCUGCUGCUCUUCGAGAUCGAGACAGGUGCAGCGGCCGCCUCCAUCCUCGGCGCAGGUGCCCUGGUCCUGGUGGCUGUGCUGACCCACACUCUGCUCCGAGCUUCCCGGGCCACCCGUCAUGGCCUCCAUGAGCUGUCCCCACCGCACUUUGAAGAUGACCCCAUCCGCGCUGCUGAAGUCUCCAAGACCAGCGCCGGGGCUCAGCCCCAGCAGGGUACCCACCGCUGGACCCCCUACUCAUUCUGCCCAGAACCUGGGGACUCCCUCAGACCCACAGUUACUGCCACAGCACCUGCAGACCUGGGGGGAGGCCGAGAGAGCAGCCUGCCUGCACCUCUCAUGCGCCGGACACUGUCAGCCAGUGGGGUGCACUGGGAAGGGGUCACCCAUGAGACACAGCUGUUGGGCCACAGGCCUGGGGGCUCAGGGAAGGACUCCACACUGGUGUGAGCCCAGAGAUCCGGAAUAGAGACCUGGUGUCAGACAGCGGGAAGAGGACCCUGUAGAGAUAAGUCCAGGCUCACCCACAGUAGCAGUAUGAUUUGAUUUCUCAGUUCACGGCAUCCCUGGCUUUUGUCCUCAAUGUUGCCUCUUGGCACAAGAUGGCUGCCAGGGCUCCAGCCUUCACCUCCUAACUCAGAGGGAAAGGCAGAGGCCAGGGCUGGCUCAGGAUCUUUUGGAAGUCUUCUAGGAGGUCUUGGGACCCUUCUGCUU